GGGCCGCCUCCUCUUUCCCACCGGGGGCAGCUCCGGGUCUAUAAAGAGAGGCUUCCCGGGCGAGCCGGGAGAUUUGGACGCCCCUGCCUGGGAGGUGUGCCAGAUCUGAGCUCUCCACCCGGUUUCUUCUCCGCUGUCCCCCCAGUUGGAGAUCUGGGACCGACCAGGCACCAUGGCGCAGAAGGGCCAGCUCAGCGAUGAUGAGAAGUUCCUCUUUGUGGACAAAAACUUCGUCAACAGCCCAGUGGCCCAGGCCGACUGGGCCGCCAAGAAGCUGGUCUGGGUCCCUUCGGAGAAGCAGGGCUUCGAGGCAGCCAGCAUCAAGGAGGAGAAGGGGGACGAGGUGAUCGUGGAGCUGGUGGAGAAUGGCAAGAAGGUGACGGUCGGCAAAGAUGACAUCCAGAAGAUGAACCCGCCCAAAUUCUCCAAGGUGGAGGACAUGGCAGAGCUGACGUGCCUCAAUGAGGCCUCUGUGCUGCACAACCUGAGGGAGAGGUACUUCUCCGGGCUCAUCUACACGUACUCCGGCCUCUUCUGCGUGGUGGUCAACCCCUACAAGCAGCUGCCCAUCUACUCGGAGAAGAUCGUGGACAUGUACAAGGGCAAGAAGAGGCACGAGAUGCCGCCCCACAUCUACGCCAUCGCCGACACGGCCUACCGGAGCAUGCUGCAAGAUCGAGAGGACCAGUCCAUUCUGUGCACAGGUGAGUCUGGAGCCGGGAAGACGGAAAACACCAAGAAGGUCAUCCAGUACCUGGCCGUGGUGGCCUCCUCCCACAAGGGCAAGAAGGACACAAGCAUCACGCAAGGCCCAUCUUUUGCCUACGGUGAGCUGGAGAAGCAGCUUCUACAAGCAAACCCGAUUCUGGAGGCUUUUGGCAACGCGAAGACGGUCAAGAACGACAACUCUUCACGGUUUGGCAAAUUCAUCCGCAUCAACUUCGAUGUCACUGGUUACAUCGUGGGAGCCAACAUCGAGACGUAUCUGCUGGAGAAGUCUCGGGCCAUUCGCCAAGCCAGAGACGAGAGGACGUUCCACAUCUUUUACUACUUGAUUGCUGGAGCGAAGGACAAGAUGAAAAAUGACUUGCUUUUGGAGGGCUUCAACAACUACACAUUCCUCUCCAAUGGCUUUGUGCCCAUCCCGGCUGCCCAGGAUGACGAGAUGUUCCAGGAAACCCUGGAAGCCAUGGCGAUCAUGGGCUUCAGUGAUGAGGAGCAGCUGUCCAUACUGAAGGUGGUGUCGUCCGUCCUGCAGCUUGGAAAUAUUGUCUUCAAGAAGGAAAGAAACACAGACCAAGCAUCAAUGCCGGAUAACACAGCUGCUCAGAAAGUUUGCCACCUCAUGGGAAUUAAUGUGACAGAUUUCACCAGAUCUAUCCUGACCCCACGUAUCAAGGUUGGGCGGGAUGUAGUACAGAAAGCUCAAACAAAAGAACAGGCAGACUUUGCCGUAGAGGCUCUAGCCAAGGCCACCUACGAACGCCUUUUCCGCUGGAUACUCAGCCGUGUGAACAAAGCCCUAGACAAGACCCACCGGCAAGGGGCUUCGUUCCUGGGGAUCCUGGACAUUGCUGGAUUUGAGAUCUUUGAGGUGAACUCGUUCGAGCAGCUGUGCAUCAACUACACCAACGAGAAGCUGCAGCAGCUCUUCAACCACACGAUGUUCAUCCUGGAGCAGGAGGAGUACCAGCGCGAGGGCAUCGAGUGGAACUUCAUCGACUUCGGCCUCGACCUGCAGCCCUGCAUCGAGCUCAUCGAGCGGCCGAACAACCCUCCGGGUGUGCUGGCCCUGCUGGACGAGGAGUGCUGGUUCCCCAAAGCCACAGACAAGUCCUUCGUGGAGAAGCUGUGCACGGAGCAGGGCAACCACCCCAAGUUUCAGAAGCCCAAGCAGCUCAAGGACAAAACAGAGUUCUCCAUCAUCCACUAUGCCGGGAAGGUGGACUACAAUGCCAGUGCCUGGCUGACCAAGAACAUGGACCCGCUGAAUGACAACGUGACUUCCCUCCUCAAUGCCUCCUCGGACAAGUUUGUGGCCGACCUGUGGAAGGAUGUGGACCGCAUUGUGGGCCUGGACCAGAUGGCCAAGAUGACCGAGAGCUCGCUGCCCAGCGCCUCCAAGACCAAGAAGGGCAUGUUCCGCACGGUGGGGCAGCUGUACAAAGAGCAGCUGGGGAAGCUGAUGACCACGUUGCGCAACACCACACCCAACUUCGUGCGCUGCAUCAUCCCCAACCACGAGAAGAGGUCGGGCAAGCUGGACGCCUUUCUGGUGCUGGAGCAGCUGCGGUGCAACGGGGUGUUGGAAGGCAUCCGCAUCUGCCGUCAGGGCUUCCCCAACAGGAUCGUCUUCCAGGAGUUUCGCCAGCGCUACGAGAUCCUGGCUGCCAACGCCAUUCCCAAAGGCUUCAUGGACGGGAAGCAGGCCUGCAUUCUCAUGAUCAAAGCCCUGGAACUCGACCCCAACUUGUACAGAAUCGGGCAGAGCAAAAUCUUCUUCCGAACGGGGGUCCUGGCCCAUCUGGAAGAGGAACGAGACUUGAAGAUCACCGACGUCAUCAUGGCUUUCCAGGCCAUGUGUCGCGGCUACCUGGCCAGAAAGGCCUUCGCCAAGCGGCAGCAACAGCUGACAGCCAUGAAGGUGAUUCAGAGGAACUGUGCGGCCUACCUCAAGCUGAGGAAUUGGCAGUGGUGGAGGCUCUUCACCAAAGUGAAGCCGCUGCUGCAGGUGACGCGGCAGGAGGAGGAGAUGCAGGCCAAGGAGGACGAGCUGCAGAAGACCAAGGAGCUGCAGAAGAAGGCGGAGAGCGAGCUCAAGGAGCUGGAGCAGAGGCACACGCAGCUGGCCGAGGAGAAGAGCCUGCUCCAGGAGCAGCUGCAGGCCGAGACGGAGCUGUACGCCGAGGCCGAGGAGAUGCGGGUGCGCCUGGCGGCUAAGAAGCAGGAGCUGGAGGAGAUCCUGCAUGAGAUGGAGGCCCGCCUGGAGGAGGAGGAAGACCGGGGCCAACAGCUGCAGGCAGAGAAGAAGAAGAUGGCCCAGCAGAUGCUGGACCUGGAGGAGCAGCUGGAGGAGGAGGAAGCUGCGAGGCAGAAGUUACAGCUCGAGAAGGUCACGGCCGAGGCCAAGAUCAAGAAACUGGAGGACGAUAUUCUGGUCAUGGAUGAUCAGAACAACAAGCUGUCCAAAGAGCGAAAACUCCUCGAAGAGAGGAUUAGUGACUUAACCACAAAUCUUGCAGAAGAGGAGGAAAAGGCCAAGAACCUUACCAAGCUCAAAAACAAGCACGAAUCUAUGAUUUCAGAACUGGAAGUGCGGCUGAAGAAGGAGGAGAAGAGCCGGCAGGAGCUGGAGAAGCUGAAGAGGAAGCUCGAGGGCGAGGCCAGUGACUUCCACGAGCAGAUAGCGGACCUGCAGGCACAGAUCGCGGAGCUCAAGAUGCAGCUGGCCAAGAAGGAGGAGGAGCUGCAGGCCGCCCUGAGCAGGCUGGACGAUGAAAUCGCUCAGAAGAACAACGCUCUCAAGAAGAUCCGGGAGCUGGAGAGUCACAUCUCAGACCUGCAGGAGGACUUGGACUCAGAACGGGCCGCGAGAAACAAGGCCGAGAAGCAGAAGCGGGACCUGGGGGAGGAGCUGGAGGCGCUCAAGACGGAGCUGGAGGACACGCUGGACAGCACGGCCACCCAGCAGGAGCUCAGGGCCAAGAGGGAACAAGAGGUGACGGUGUUGAAGAAGGCCCUGGACGAGGAGACCCGGUCCCACGAGGCGCAGGUCCAGGAGAUGAGACAGAAGCACACGCAGGCGGUGGAGGAACUCACCGAGCAGUUGGAGCAGUUCAAGAGGGCCAAGGCCAACCUAGACAAGAACAAGCAGACGCUGGAGAAGGAGAACGCAGACCUGGCCGGGGAGCUGCGGGUCCUGAACCAGGCGAAGCAGGAGGUGGAGCACAAGAAGAAGAAGCUGGAGGUGCAGCUCCAGGAACUGCAGUCCAAGUGCAGCGAUGGGGAGCGGGCCCGGGCCGAGCUCAAUGACAAGGUCCACAAGCUGCAGAAUGAAGUGGAGAGUGUCACAGGGAUGCUCAACGAGGCUGAGGGGAAGGCCAUAAAACUGGCCAAGGAUGUGGCAUCCCUUGGGUCCCAGCUCCAGGACACCCAGGAGCUGCUUCAAGAAGAAACCCGGCAGAAACUCAAUGUGUCCACCAAGUUGCGCCAGCUGGAGGACGAGAGGAACAGCCUGCAGGACCAGCUGGACGAGGAGAUAGACGCCAAGCAGAACCUGGAGCGCCACAUCUCAACUCUGAACAUCCAGCUCUCCGAUUCGAAGAAGAAGCUACAGGACUUUGCCAGCACCGUGGAGGCCUUGGAAGAGGGCAAGAAGCGGUUCCAGAAGGAAAUCGAAGGCCUCACCCAGCAGUACGAAGAGAAGGCAGCUGCUUAUGACAAACUGGAAAAGACCAAGAACAGGCUUCAGCAGGAGCUGGACGACCUGGUCGUCGAUUUGGACAACCAGCGGCAACUGGUGUCCAACCUGGAAAAGAAGCAGAAGAAGUUUGAUCAGUUGUUAGCCGAGGAGAAGAGCAUCUCUUCCAAAUACGCGGAUGAAAGGGACAGAGCCGAGGCAGAAGCCAGGGAAAAGGAAACCAAGGCCUUGUCGCUGGCGCGAGCCCUCGAAGAGGCCCUGGAAGCCAAAGAGGACCUCGAGAGAGCCAACAAAAUGCUCAAGGCCGAGAUGGAGGGCCUGGUCAGCUCCAAGGAUGACGUGGGCAAGAACGUCCACGAGCUGGAGAAGUCCAAGCGGGCCCUGGAGACCCAGAUGGAGGAGAUGAAGACCCAGCUGGAGGAGCUGGAGGAUGAGCUGCAGGCCACGGAGGACGCCAAGCUGCGGCUCGAGGUCAACAUGCAGGCCCUCAAGGGCCAGUUUGAGCGGGACCUCCAGGCUCGGGAUGAACAGAACGAAGAGAAGAGGCGGCAGCUCCAGAGGCAGCUGCACGAGUACGAGACAGAACUGGAAGACGAGAGAAAGCAACGUGCCCUGGCAACGGCGGCCAAGAAGAAGCUGGAAGGGGACCUGAAGGACCUGGAGCUGCAGGCCGACUCGGCCAUCAAGGGCCGGGAGGAAGCCAUCAAGCAGCUGCGGAAACUGCAGGCCCAGAUGAAGGACUUCCAGAGAGAGCUGGAAGAUGCCCGUGCCUCCAGAGACGAGAUCUUUGCCACCGCCAAAGAGAAUGAGAAGAAAGCCAAGAGCUUAGAAGCCGACCUCAUGCAGCUACAGGAGGAUCUGGCCGCGGCUGAGAGGGCUCGCAAACAGGCCGACUUGGAGAAGGAGGAACUGGCAGAGGAGCUGACCAGCAGCGUCUCAGGAAGGAACACACUUCAGGACGAGAAGCGCCGCCUGGAGGCCCGGAUCGCGCAGCUGGAAGAGGAGCUGGAGGAGGAGCAAGGCAACAUGGAGGCCAUGAGUGACCGCGUGCGGAAGGCCACGCAGCAGGCCGAGCAGCUCAACAACGAGCUGGCCACGGAGCGCAGCGCGGCCCAGAAGAACGAGAGCGCAAGGCAGCAGCUCGAGCGGCAGAACAAGGAGCUCCGAAGCAAGCUGCAAGAGAUGGAGGGGGCCGUCAGGUCCAAGUUCAAGUCCACCAUUGCGGCACUGGAGGCCAAGAUCGCACAGCUGGAGGAGCAGGUGGAGCAGGAGGCCAGAGAGAAGCAGGCGGCCACCAAGUCGCUGAAGCAGAAGGACAAGAAGCUGAAGGAGGUCCUGCUGCAGGUGGAGGACGAGCGCAAGAUGGCGGAGCAGUACAAGGAGCAGGCAGAGAAAGGAAACGCCAAGGUCAAGCAACUCAAGAGGCAGCUGGAGGAGGCGGAGGAGGAGUCCCAGCGCAUCAAUGCCAACCGCAGGAAGCUGCAGCGGGAGCUGGAUGAAGCCACGGAGAGCAACGAGGCCAUGGGCCGCGAGGUGAACGCGCUCAAGAGCAAGCUCAGGUGACCUCACCCAGCCUGGUGCCUUUUGCGUUCCACCCACAGCGUGUGGCUUCCUGGCCCAGACUUCUUCCUAGAACCCCAGACCUGCUUGCCCUUUCCCCUCAAUGCCUCCCAGGCAGCUUACACCUUGAGCUGAACCCCUUCACGCCCAAGUCAGCUUCCCUCACGGUCUUUGCCAGCUCAGCAACUGGACUGAUAAAGCUGCUGUUAACCCAGUCCACUAAUCUGUGCUCUUUCUUUUUCCCUCUCCCCUAUAUAUAACAUCCAAUCUGCCAUGGAAUCUGAUCAACUUUCCCUUAAAAACACUGUACAUCCGGGCACCUGGGUGGCUCAGUCAGUUGAGCGUCUGACUUCAGCCCCGGUCAUGAUCUCAUGGUUCAUGAGUUCGAGCUCCGCAUCAGGCUCUGUGCUGACAGCUCAGAGUAUGGAGCCUGCUUCGGAUUCUGUGUCUCCCUCUCUCUGUCCCUCCCCGGCUCAUGCUCUCUGUAAAAAAGAAAAACUUAAAAAAAUUAAACAAAACACUGUACAUCCACAAUCCAAGAGACAAAUGCUUCUUGCCAUCCUCAUCCAAGCUACCCUCUCCUACCAUCUAGGUAACUUUCACAGCUUGUGUUUCACUUGUGUUUAUACUCCGUCUUUAUAGUCUGUUCUCAACAUGGCAGCCAGAGGGAUCCUGUUGAAAUAGAUAUGAGUCACAACCCCCCUUUGCAUGGAAGCGUCCAAUGGCUUCCACCUCAUUCAGAUUGAAAGCAACACCUUUAUGAUGGUCGGUUCCACCAGGCCCUACGUGAUCUCCGUCCACUGCCUCCUAAAUGAGCCCUCUGCCUCUACACACGCUGCCCGGGGCCCUGGCACGGGUGGUUCGCGCUGCCUGGAAGGCUCUUCCCCCAGCUCUCGGCAUAGCUGGAUCCCUCCUUCCUUUCCUUCAGGCAUUUACACGGCCACGUUAACCUGUCUACAACUUCCAACCUCCCUCCCUGCGGUUCUCUUACUGAUCUGUCACCAUGUAACCUGCUGUUUAUUUACUUAUCUCAUUGGCAGCCUUCACUCUGGCCCCAUGAGCACAGAGGUUCUGUCCGCUUAUUCGUCCCCAGUGUCUGGGAUGGUGCUGGGCACAAACCUUCAAUCACGGAGUCAGAGCUGAUGUUUCCCUAAACUCAUUCUCAUACCACCUUGGCCAUUUUGCCUUAGCCUUUUACUACCUCACGGUGUCUUUGAAAUUAACCGGUCUAAUCAUAAGCACAUCUAUUGGCAAAUAAAAUUUACCAUCCCUGUAUUGUUAAACCAGCAUCACCAGCAGCAACAGGUCACAAUGAAAUUAAAAUACAGUGAGAACAAAACAGUAAUGGAUUCUACCUACUCUGACUACAAGUUGAUGACUAGGACCAGAAGGCCUCUUUCGCAGUUGACAAGGGACUGACAGAAGAUGACGUUAGCACCAAAUAGACCGUCCCUGACAUAAUGAGAUGUAUUUUAAAAAGAGUGGGAAACGGAGUACUUUUCUCACUGUGCGAUCGAGUUAUCCAGGGGCACGCCCAGGAACCAUCUGAAACCACCUGCCAUUAUCAGCUCCAGACUCUGAGCAUCACUGCAGGCAGGUGACGAGGGGACAGCCCAAACCCCUUUCAGAAGGGGGAGGAUGGCUGGCGUGGGGUACAGGGCUUCGGGAAGGAGACCCCAGAUCACACAAGGCUGGGGAGGGCCUGUGGGUCCCCCCAGUGAAAGAGAAACAAGAUGUAACCUCUCAGGUCCAACAGGGGCUUGGGAGCAACCCCCAGGACGAUGGUCAGCAAGACAGCUGUUCUCACAUGGAGCUGUCCCCCUCUCUCCCCUCCAGAAUUUGCUUGGCUGGUGACUGAACCCUGCCCUCCUCAGUGCCAGGCCCGGGGGUGGGGGAGCAGUCAGCUGCUCUGGCUGUCACUGCUCCCUGUGGUCAGGACCCCUGAUUCCCUUAGCACAUGUUCAACGUACCUUGUGGGUUCUGCCCCCCAACAGCUGACCCUCCUCAGGGCCUACAGUAUGGAACAGACUAUUUGACACUCCCGGUACGAGCAUACCCUAAGGCAGGGCCAAGAGCGGUCACACCUUCCUGCCGCCUCUGUGUCCCACGUGUAAAAACCUCAAGUCCAGCACUAGAGCCGUGAGUGAGGUUAGCAAGCCUGGCCAGCUCUCAGUGAACAAGGAAAUGCGAAGCGAGUUUCAUAGUCGUGCCGACCAGGUAAACCUCAACGUGAGCGCCUGUUAAAGAGCUGGGCCCGGCCUCUGCCACACCAGCAGACGUGAGCUUCUUAGCUGAACCAACAGCUUACGCGUGCCGGCCUCAGAGUUCUUGGUGUCCCGCGCUUCUCUGCCAGGUUGACUUAGAAGUGCCUUUGAUCAUUUCAUCGAAGGGAAUGCCU
Felis catus (domestic cat) is the source of this 8378-nucleotide messenger RNA. It is a transcript of the gene MYH11, whose product is annotated as myosin heavy chain 11. The transcript has 42 exons. The record is from RefSeq and is a predicted model, not a curated record. Gene Ontology annotation, cellular component: myosin complex. Lineage: Eukaryota; Metazoa; Chordata; Mammalia; Carnivora; Felidae. Gene Ontology annotation, molecular function: actin filament binding; ATP binding; cytoskeletal motor activity. Bases 173 to 5983 code for a protein of 1936 amino acids.